This is a messenger RNA of Bacidia gigantensis, 729 nucleotides long. RefSeq lists its product as uncharacterized. The transcript is spliced from 2 exons. Bases 1 to 729 code for a protein of 242 amino acids. Gene Ontology annotation, molecular function: metallopeptidase activity. The record is from RefSeq and is a predicted model, not a curated record. Lineage: Eukaryota; Fungi; Ascomycota; Lecanoromycetes; Lecanorales; Ramalinaceae.
AUGCACCUGUUUGUAGUUUCCGCUCUAGCACAAACCCCGUGGCACCAUCAGUGCAACAAAUCCGAAGGCGAGUCAAUGCGCGUAAUCAACGCAGCCUACAACCCGCACUCCAUAACCUUCACCCUCUCAAACUUCACGAACCAAAUCGACCCCCGCUCCGCAAACCUCGCCGAGUACGAAAUCAACUACACACGUGCCGGCGACUGGACGACCCUCUCCAUCCUCUUCAUCCCGAACCUCGAACAGAUCACGGGCGCCGCAGGCGCAUGCACCUAUCCCUUCCCACCGGAGAAUCUGCCGCAAGUACUAUUGCGCCCCGAAAGCGACAUUGUCAACGACCGCUGCCUCAUCGACAUGGCCCUCCUCCCGGGCGGCCACCGCUGGAACCAGACCGAGGGCGGAUACCACCCGAACCCGGAUCCGAAGAUCAAAGUGGAGCUGUAUGGGCAAGUGCCGAAGAAAGCGGAGGGCAAGAUCGCGGUGCAUGAGAUUGGGCAUUGGAUGGGCCUGCUGCAUCCUUGGGGGGUGGACAAUCUCGGUGGUAGUCAAGAGAGUUUAAGUCAGAGCGUCUUCCCCUGCGACGGGCCGGGGGAUUAUGUGGAUGAUACGCCCGCCCAGAGCAGGAAGUGGGCGGAUUGUCCGGAUCCGUGGACGAAUAGUUGUCCGAAGCAGCAUAAGGGCCCGGAUGAUUUGAGGAAUUUUAUGGGGUAUGCGGAUGAUAAGUGGUGA